This is a messenger RNA of Aspergillus pseudonomiae, 3690 nucleotides long. RefSeq names its product glycoside hydrolase family 47 protein. The transcript is spliced from 4 exons. The record is from RefSeq and is a predicted model, not a curated record. Bases 125 to 3397 code for a protein of 1090 amino acids. Gene Ontology annotation, molecular function: calcium ion binding; mannosyl-oligosaccharide 1,2-alpha-mannosidase activity. Lineage: Eukaryota; Fungi; Ascomycota; Eurotiomycetes; Eurotiales; Aspergillaceae. Gene Ontology annotation, biological process: carbohydrate metabolic process; mannose trimming involved in glycoprotein ERAD pathway; endoplasmic reticulum mannose trimming. Gene Ontology annotation, cellular component: endoplasmic reticulum; membrane.
CUUCAGCAACCAUUAUACCUCAGGGUACUCCCAAAAGUACUAAUUUCUCCGCCAGUAAAACCUUGCCUGUAACGGCUGACAAUUGCGCUCCCAUGCCACCUGAGGCAGUUUUAUUGCUGCCGUAAUGCGGUCGGGAUGUUGGUGCUUACAGAUGCCCUUCCCCCGUGCAGAAUGGGUGAUGAAUUGGGUCUUAUUUCUCUCGCUAUGGCUUGCCAUCGCUUGGGGUAUGAGGACAGAUCAGCUUAAUGAACUUAGAAAGGACACUGAGCAUAUGUUCUACCACGGUUUUGACAACUACAUUACGCAUGCCUUUCCCGAAGAUGAACUACGCCCUCUAUCCUGCCGUCCGCUAGUUCGCGACCGAGACACCCUUGCAAAUGCAGGAUUGAACGACGUUCUGGGGAAUUACUCGUUGACUUUGAUCGACAGCCUAUCUUCACUAGCGAUACUGUCAUCGAGUCCAGACGAUGGUGCAAGAGCUUGGGCACAUUUCCAGGAUGGCGUUAGGGACUUUGUGAAGUUGUACGGCGAUGGCUCAGAUGGUCCUGCUGGCCAGGGCGAAAGGAGCCGCGGGUUUGACAUGGACAGUAAAGUCCAAGUUUUCGAGACGGUCAUUCGGGGACUAGGAGGACUACUCAGCGCUCAUUUGUUUUCUGUGGGUGAUCUUCCCAUUACGAUAUACAGCCCCCCUGAAGUCGAGGUCGCAUUCGCCAAAGCUUGGGAUAAAGCCUCGUUCCCCAUAAAUAGACACGGAAUCAAAUGGGGGAAUGGAUUCGUUUACGAUGGCCAGCUUUUGCGGCUUGCCGUUGAUCUAGCGAACCGUCUGUUGCCCGCCUUCUAUACUGAGACUGGUCUUCCCUAUCCCCGGGUCAAUCUGCGACAUGGAGUCCGGCGGCACCCAUUCUAUGCAAACUCGCCACUAAAUGCCGCCUUCUCAUGUGACAAUACUAAAGACCACGAGAAUUGUAAGUCCCGUCACGUUCCAUUGGUGGAAACGACGGAGACAUGCAGUGCGGGCGCUGGCAGCUUAGUCUUGGAGUUUACUGUGUUGAGCCGGCUUACCGGAGAUGGCCGGUAUGAGGAGCUGGGCAAAAGAGCUUUCUGGGCAGUUUGGGCGAGAAGAAGUGAUAUUGGGUUAGUUGGGGCAGGCAUCGAUGCAGAAUCGGGUAAAUGGGUUCAUCCUUACACAGGAAUCGGUGCAGGAAUUGACAGCUUCUUUGAAUAUGCUUUCAAAUCGUAUAUCCUGCUGUCGUCGGGGGAACGGUUCCCACGCGAUCUCAAUAGCUCGUGGCAUGCCUUGGACAAUGAUUUCCCACCCCUAAGUGAGUACGAGAACUCCGCAGAGGCCUUUUUGCAAGCCUGGCAAGAAGCACAUGCUUCAGUCAAGCGUCAUUUGUAUCGUGGAGAAGGCUAUCAGCAUCCACAUUUAAUCCAAGGAGAUGUUUUCACUGGCGCCACGCGGGCGUUUUGGAUCGAUAGCUUGAGCGCGUUUUACCCAGGUCUCCUGAGUCUGGCAGGAGAGUUAGAUGAGGCCGUAGGGAUCCAUCUUCUAACAACGGCUGUUUGGACCCGGUUUUCAGGCCUCCCUGAAAGGUGGAAUGUUGCGACGGGGGAUAUAGAGGGGGGUCUGGCAUGGUACAGUGGCCGGCCAGAAUUUGCUGAAUCAACAUUUUACCUUUAUCAAGCCACCAAGGACCCUUGGUACCUACAUGUUGGCGAGAUGGUACUUCGUGAUCUUAAAAGGCGGUGCUGGACAAAAUGCGGCUGGGCUGGCCUUCAAGACGUUCGCAGUGGUGAGCUCAAUGACAGAAUGGAGAGCUUCUUCCUAGGCGAGACGGCUAAAUAUCUGUAUUUGCUCUUUGAUCCUUCGCAUCCUCUUAACAAUAUCGACCAGCCGUUUGUGUUUUCAACAGAGGGCCACCCACUCAUCAUACCCAAGAGUACAACAACUGCCCAGCAGUCCCGCAAGACACAAUUGUCAGUCAGCAAGCAUAUUAAUAGUGCUAUUUGUCCAGUAGCGCCAUUGCCUCCUCUUUUUGGGCUGUCAUCAACCGCUGCACGUCCUGAUGUGUUUCAUGCUGCAAAUUUGGCUCGGCUACAUUUGAUGCCCAGCCGAGGACCACCAGAGGGACCUAUUCUAGACUAUGGGAAAGGCCGCCCAAGCGUGACACUGUCAGAUUUGUCUUCACCCACAAACUACACAUUCUUCCCUUGGACUUUGCCAGCCGAAUUAGUACCGUUCAAUGCGACGAGCUCACCAAUGACAGUUCGCCCCACACUUGACAUUUCGUUCCCGUCUCUCCCGGGCAUGUUCCUGGGAUCAGGCUCCUUAGAACGAGUCCAAGAUGGCAUUCUCAUCAAGGCCAUCGGAGGGCUCCGGUUGAGCAUGAUUCAAGAUGUUCCCUCUCGGGAUGCGGCUGGCACGAAAAAUGCAGAGUUUCGAGUACAAGUGAUCAACAAUGUACCGCUUGGAAAAGAUGAGAAGGUAUACAUCUCACGGGAGGUCACAUUCGAUGUCCUGGAUCCCAAUGAUCCGAAUUUCACCCGCGUGCGCGACUCCGCAAUGAUUGACAUCGUUAUUGACGUUGUCCCAGAGAACCUCCGCCGAAGGAACCAUUCAGAUGACCCUCAGGGAUCAACUGCUGGACAUAGCCCAAAGCAUAUCAUCGGUCAGUCCUCCGCUGACGACAAACUUGGAGCCAUAGAUCCGACUACGUCCAGUGUAAAGAGUGCUUUAUCGUCAUUUGUGAAUCACGUGUCCUGGUUACUCUGGGACGAGUCGCAACCCCAUUCUGCCUGGUCGUCUGCGGAGAAAAAGUCAUUUCUACGACUGACAUUACCCGCUUCUAUGGCUUCUGGUUUAGGCUCUACUCCCAUGCCGGAUGUAGAGGAUUCCUCUACAUUCUCUGUCACGGGGGAUGUCCCUAAAAGUCGUCUCCCAUGGUCUACGAUCUACUUCGCCGAUGAGCUCUGUGACCAUCGGAUCCUACGUGACAUCGCACAAAGUCACCAAGUGCUCGUCAUCAAGCGGGGCGGGUGCAGUUUCUCGCAAAAGCUGAGGAGUAUCGCUGCAUAUCCACCCUCACAACAUGCGCUAAAGCUCGUUAUUGUUGUCUCCUACAACGAGGAGCCAAUGGAGGAUGAUCUAGAGUCCCAAGUUACUCAUUUCUCUAGCCUAGCUGCCGUCCGCGCAGAACCAUAUCUUGUUCGGCCUUACCUCGACGAAACUCAGAUAACCGCCGGGGGGGUUCCUCGUCGUCAUCUAAUCAGCCUGGUCAUGGUCGGUGGCGGAGCGGAAACAUACGAACUACUCCGCCAGGCCACGGGUGUCGGCAUCAAGCGACGGUAUACUGUGCGAUCGCAGGGCAUACCGGUCAAUAACCUAUAUAUCAUCUAGAUAGACGCUUAUUUUUGUAUAGCUACUGGAACACCAGAUCCUUGAUACCAUACGGUGAAACAAAAGUUAAGGCAUGAGUACGUACCCGUACUCUUACCAGGUACAUGACUUGUCGCCACUUUUUGCACCACAGCAUGUUGGUGAUUGGUGCAGUCCCUGAGUAACUUCUCUUGGUUCUGCCGGGCGGCCUGAAGUUAGAUGUCUUCAUUGCCGAGUUACGCCCGGCGGAUUCUAAUUGACACAGAAUCUGGAGGCCAACAGUUGGUUUUCCAUAUGCGUAGGAUGGGGGGAAA